AUGUCUGAACCGAUCCGCAAUAAGAAGAUGGAUGCCAUUACCGCUCCCACCCCCCAAAACACGCCUGCAAAUGCCGCCCCGAUAUCGUCGCGCGCCCAGCAGCCCGGUGUUGGCACCAUCAAAGAAGAGGACAUGGAGCGCACUGCCGCUGGACUUUUUGCUGCCAACCCCGCCCUCGUCGCCAUGAUGCAGAACAAGCUCGGCUCGCUCGUCGGCCGCUCCAGCGGCUACAUUGAGUCGCUUCCCGCCUCGGUUCGCCGCCGAGUGGCCGGCCUCAAGGGCGUCCAGAAGGAGCACUCGAAGCUCGAGGCUGAGUUCCAGGAAGAGGUGCUCCAGCUCGAGAAGAAGUACUUUGCCAAGUUCACACCCCUGUACCAGACGCGCCAGAAGAUUGUCAACGGCGCCGAGGAGCCCUCAGAAGAGCACGUCAAGAUUGGCGAGCAGCAGCAAGAGGACGAUGAGGAUGAGGACCAGCCCGAGGCUGAGCUCAACAAGGACGAGGGCAAGGACGUCAAGGGUAUUCCCGAGUUCUGGCUGAGCGCCAUGAAGAACCAGAUCUCACUCGCCGAGAUGAUCACAGACCGCGAUGAGGCUGCCCUCAAGCACCUCACAGACAUUCGCAUGGAGUACCUUGACCGCCCUGGUUUCCGCCUCAUCUUUGAGUUUGAGGACAACGACUUCUUCACCAACAAGACCAUCACCAAAACCUACUACUACCAGGAGGAGAACGGCUACGGUGGUGACUUCAUCUACGACCACGCCGAGGGCGACAAGAUUGAGUGGAAGGCUGGCAAGGACUUGACUGUCCGUGUCGAGAGCAAGAAGCAGAGGAACAAGAACACCAAGCAGACGCGCGUCGUUAAGAAGACUGUGCCUACAGAGUCGUUCUUCAACUUCUUCGACCCACCCAAGCCCCCACAGGACGAUGAUGACGCCACCUCCGACAUCGAGGAGCGUCUCGAGCUCGACUACCAGCUUGGUGAGGACAUCAAGGAGAAGCUUAUUCCCCGCGCUAUUGACUGGUUCACCGGCGAGGCUCUUCAGUACGAGAACAUUGAAGACUUUGACGAGGGCGAGUUUGAAGACGAGGACGACGAGGAUGAGGAUGAGCUCAGCGAUGACCGCGAGGAGGAAGAGGAGUCUGACGACGAGGUAGGCAUUGACAGUGAUUCGAUAUAUCAAAACACCACUAACACACACUUGCAGAACGACGGCACAAAACCCAAGCAGGAGGCUGCCGAGUGCAAGCAGAGCUAA
Molecule: messenger RNA, 1257 nt
Organism: Bipolaris zeicola 26-R-13
Lineage: Eukaryota; Fungi; Ascomycota; Dothideomycetes; Pleosporales; Pleosporaceae
Exons: 4
Coding region: 1-1257 (418 amino acids)
Biological process (GO): nucleosome assembly
Cellular component (GO): chromatin; nucleus
Molecular function (GO): histone binding; chromatin binding
Source: RefSeq, a predicted model, not a curated record